AAGGUGACGACGAUCUGAUAAGAUCUGAAAGAAGUUGUCGUGUGGAUCUUCGCAGAUGGGGAGCUAAAUUCGACGCGAAUUCACAACGCCCAUAUUUUGAAGGUCAUGAAAGAGACGAUGUGGUGAAACAUCGUCAUGAAUUUAUUAAUCAUUUUCUAACGCGUAAAGAUUUUUAGUACACAAUUACUGAUGGUGAAACACCAAUGUGGAAUGUUCCAACCAGAAAUCCUCAUAGAAUACUUCUCUUUCAUGAUGAAUCAACAUUUAGAAGUGGUGAAGUUAGUCCAAAACGGUGGUUUUUCCAAGAAAAUACACCGUUUUUCUCAAAGGGACGCGGUCGUAGUCAUAUGGUUUCUGAUUUUCUUGUUCAACAUCCUAGUGGGCCACUUUUUGAACUUAGUGAAAAUGAAUGGAAACAAGCUGUUCGGAAAUAUCAAUCAUUAAGUGUUGCUGGGGACGUCAAUUAUCUUGAUAGAACAGCAACAGCUAGUAUUAAUAUUGGAACCGACGCGUAUUUUGAUAACGAUACGAUUCUAGAACAGUUUGAAAGACUGUUUCAGAUGCUAGAAUUCAAACAAGAAUACAGGGAUCAUCAAAUAGAAAUUAUCGUGGACAACGCAAGAACUCACACUGCCAAAUCAUAUUCAUUACAAGACUUCGGUAAAAAUGUUGGCACUCGAUGUCCUGUUGAACAAAUCGAAUAUGUUGAUGAAAAUGGCGCAACAAAAGUUGUUGAUUGUUAUUUUAAAGGUGGAGAACACAAAGGUAAAUCAAAAGGUUUAACUGAACUAUGCAAAGACUUAGUGUGCAGUUGCCAGAUAAAAUCAAAUUAG
Molecule: messenger RNA, 833 nt
Organism: Rotaria sp. Silwood1
Lineage: Eukaryota; Metazoa; Rotifera; Eurotatoria; Philodinida; Philodinidae
Source: the annotation of a GenBank genome assembly